Lizanozyma spartinae is the source of this 2889-nucleotide messenger RNA. Its product is annotated as protein kinase. The coding region runs from base 1 to 2889 and encodes 962 amino acids. NCBI's taxonomy places the organism in Eukaryota, Fungi, Ascomycota, Pichiomycetes, Serinales, Debaryomycetaceae. Gene Ontology annotation, biological process: intracellular signal transduction; microtubule cytoskeleton organization; protein phosphorylation. The transcript has a single exon. Gene Ontology annotation, cellular component: cytoplasm. Gene Ontology annotation, molecular function: tau-protein kinase activity; ATP binding; protein serine/threonine kinase activity. The record is from RefSeq and is a predicted model, not a curated record.
AUGGCCACAUUACCUUCGCAAAGUCUAAGCAUAUCGAGUAACCUAUCCAAACGUGUUCAUAGAGAAGUUAGAUUUGGAAAUUAUAUUCUUGGAUCAACGCUUGGAGAAGGUGAGUUUGGAAAAGUCAAAUUAGGUUGGAGAAAAGAUGGGAAACAACCAUCUCAAGUCGCCAUUAAAUUAAUAAAACGAGAAGCAUUGGUAAAAGAUUCGGAAAGCGAAAUCAAAAUCCAUAGAGAAAUUAACUCAUUAAAGUUAUUAAAUCACCCUAAUAUCAUUAACUUGGUGGAAGUCAUGAAAUCAGGGAAGUAUAUUGGAAUAGUACUAGAAUAUGCUCUGGGUGGGGAAUUAUUUGAUUAUAUUUUGCAUCAUAAAUGUUUAAAAGAGAAUGUUGCAAAGAAGUUAUUUGCUCAAUUAGUUAGUGGAGUUGAUUACAUGCAUUCUAAAGGGUUAGUUCACCGUGAUUUGAAGUUGGAAAACUUAUUAUUGGAUAAGCAUAAAAAUGUGGUAAUAAGUGAUUUCGGGUUUGUCAAUUCAUACAAUAAAGAUAAGAAUGAUUUGAUGAAAACAAGUUGUGGAUCUCCAUGUUAUGCAGCUCCAGAAUUAGUGCUAACUCAAGCACCUUAUGAAGGUAGAAAAGUUGAUAUUUGGUCCUUAGGGGUGAUUCUUUAUGCUAUGCUUUCAGGAUAUUUACCUUUUGAUGAUGAUCCAGAUAAUGAAGAUGGAGCAGAUAUUGUUAAAUUGUACCAUUAUAUUUGCAAAACUCCUUUAACAUUUCCGGAAUAUGUCAGUCCAUUAGCCAGAGACUUACUUCGGAAAAUCAUUGUUCCUAAUCCAAAGAAAAGAAUCACCAUGAAUGCCAUUAGAAAUCAUCCUUGGCUAAUGUCUUAUGCCAACUUAUUAUCAAUAAGACAACCGGAAUGGGAUAAAUUGCAUAGAGAACGUAAGGGUACAGAAUUAGCAGUUAUGAAUUCGGGUCAUAAGAGGUUCUCAAUGAUUAAUGAUGUAACCACUUCAUCUUCCCUUUAUACGGGUACCGGUGGUGGUAAUAUACCUCAACUGUUACAAUUCGGGGGUGGAGGAUCAGGAACUACUCCAAGGUCAUUUUCAUCUUCCACAAUCACCAAUUUGUAUGCUAAUCCUUCCACUUCAUCAUCCUUCACCAAUGCAGUGGUUAAGACCACCAAUUCAUCAACACAAAUAUCUUCCUUAAGCAGUAAUACCUCCAGAUCAAUGGUUUCUUCUGCGUCACUGUAUUCUCAACCAUUUGACUCCGCAUUGUUCAUUGUUCCACACAAUAGCGAUUCAGGUACCGCACCAGGCACUACCAUUCAAGGUCCAAUAGCAACUUCAGGUACGCAAUCCAAAUCCAAUUCAUCUUCACCUCAAAGAAGGGGACAUACCAAAGCCGCAUCGAUCUCCACACCUUUUGCAUUGGGUAGUGGUGCGUCUACCACAACGUCGGCCUCGUCUACUCCAUUCUUUUCAGCCAGUUGUGCAUUACAAGCAAUGGUAAAUGAUCAAACUCCUGUUUCAAGUCCUAGCCCUGAACUGACAUUAUUUACUGGUAAAGUGUAUCAAACUGCUGCCUCUGGAGGUGGAGGUGUUAGACCAAAUGGGUACACAGGAUCUAUCUUUUCUACCAUCACUGAAUCUCCUUCCCAACUGCAAGACAGCGCAUCAGAACGGAAUGUAGGUGAUGCAACACCUACAAGGAGAGAAUUUGGUAUCUCCAAUUCUUCAUCCUCGAAUACUAUUAGCAGAUUACCUCAUCACAAUAAGAAGCCUCGUCCAACAUCUUAUCAUCCAGCAUCGUUAUCAUCAUCUUUAGCUACUGCACCUACAACAAAUGAUACCGAAGGUAGUGAACAACCCCAAUUUAUGGCUGAUUAUUGGAAGAAUCCCAGUUGUCUAGCCAUACCACUUUUAUCUGGAUCACCUACCAAAUCACCACCAUUUGAAGGAGUUAGCAAUGAAUACGGAAUGAGUGGGCAACCUUCACCAACUCGAGCUGGAUCCAUUAAUUCAAGAAGAAAUUCUGUGGUUGCUCAUGUACACGUUAAUGGCGUGCUACUGAAUGAAGAUUCCAGUAAUAAGCGGAAUUCUGUUUUGAGUUAUUUGGAGGAUAAGAUUGAAGGUUUAGAUUUGUGUCCACCUAUUGAAAAGAAGGUCUCCAACACUAAUGAGAAAAGAGGAGAAGUGAAAUUGACUAUUACCCCUCAGAUUAAUCAACCUCCAGUGUUUGAUAGUCAAACAAGUUCACCUGAAGUGAAGGAGGUGAUUGAACUGAAUCCCUCCAUUGUGAAGUUGGCCAACAUUCCGGUACUAACGGAAUCAGAAAAUGUCGGUGGUCUUGAAGAGAAGAGACCUCCGGUACCGGCCAAAGAAAAGCCGUUGCCUGCUAUCAAAGCUCCACCACCUACUGAAACAGAUAUGGUUCCGGAAACAUGGAAGAAACCAACAUCAUCAGUUGAUGCUUCAAGAAGAUCUAGCAUGUAUGAAGCGAACAAAGAGAAUAGUCACAUGAAACAGCAGAAGAAACGGAACCGGUUCAGUUUGUUGUCGUUCUACAGCUCAUACAGUGGGUCGACCACCUCAGUGAACUCCAUGGCCACCGUAACUGAUAGUAAUAAUGUUAUUGCUAAAGCACCUGGUCGAGAUUACACCGCCCAAACACCCAAGAAGGUCUUGGAACCAACCAACAUUACUAACAAUAAUGUUAUUAAUAGUGGUCACCAUCAGAAACGCGUAGAGUCCAGUGGAUCGCUGAAAUCGACUGGAUCAAGGUCCAAAAAAUCAUCAGCCAGUUCAAGCAACGGAUCAGCAAAGGAAGCCAGUGCUGCUCGGAAGGUGAUGGACUUCUUCAAACGGCGUAGUGUUCGUAUUGGAUGA